AUGAACCACGUACCAUCUACUACUACUACGAACAAUGCCACAGCACCUUUGAACGGUUCUUCUACCUCGAAGAACUCACAGGCCCCUGCUGGCACUGCCGCUAAGUAUGUCCCUCCCCAUAAACGCAGACAGAUGGAAGCUGAGGGUGCCGCUCGGGUCGACACUGCCCCACAUAUACAGUACCACUCCAGCACGGCACACGUCAUAUUGAAGAAGCAUUCGGUCAAUCAGCAGCCUUCACCAGGCAAGUAUCUUCCUCGUCCAGCAGAUAUGGUGGAGCUAGAGACUCUUACUCGUGCCGGAUCAUCUCGUUUCGGUGCUCCAAGAGAGUCCCGCUUUGGUGACCGCGAACGUUUUGGAUUCGGAUCGAAGCCAAGUUACGCUGGCCACUCUAGAGGUGCGAACGACAGGCUUGACUGGUCUCAACCACCACCACAAGGUGAUGGCACCUGGGCUCGACGAGAUGGGAGGAGGCCAGCAUACGAGGAUGAGAGAGAGUUAUUCGAUCAGGAGAACACUGUUCAUGCUGGCAUCAAUUUUGAUCAAUACGAUAAGAUCCCUGUUGAGGUGUCCGGUGCAGGGGCGGCUGAGAUAGCUCCUUUGGAACAGUUCAACGAUGGUGAGGUUGACUCGCAUAUCGUAGAGAAUAUUAACAGGUGUGGCUUCGACCGUCCUACUCCUGUACAGAAGUAUUCUAUUCCAACUCUUACGGCUAGACGCGAUCUCAUGUCAUGUGCACAGACCGGAAGUGGCAAGACUGGUGCCUAUCUCAUCCCCGCGAUUCAUAACAUGCUUGUUGAUGGACCCCCUAAUGCUACUUCUAGUGGUGACUACGGCCGUAGGAAGGCUUAUCCCGUCACACUGAUUCUAUCGCCAACCAGAGAGCUCGCAUCGCAGAUUCACGAGGAAGCUCGAAAGUUCUGCUAUAAUACUGGUAUUCGUCCUGUUGUCGUGUAUGGUGGAGCAGAUGUCCGUACUCAGCUACGAGAGCUGGAGAGGGGUUGUGAUAUUCUUGUAGCUACUCCUGGUAGAUUAUCUGACCUUAUGGAAAGGUUUCGUGUGUCCCUAUGUCAAAUAAAGAUGCUCAUCUUUGAUGAGGCCGAUAGAAUGCUAGAUAUGGGUUUUGAACCACAGAUUAGGCGUAUUGUGGAGCAGGAGGACAUGCCAAGCUCGAGGGACGGCAGACAGAGUGCAAUGUUCUCGGCAACCUUCCCGAAGGAGAUUCAACAGCUUGCCCGAGAUUUCCUUAAGGAGUAUAUCUACCUCACAGUCGGUCGUGUUGGGUCCACCCAUGGCUCUAUUAAGCAGAUCAUGAGAUACGUCGAUGAAAACUCUAAGUUGAGGGACUUGUACCGAGUCUUGGAAGAGCAGACUGAGGAGGGGUUGACUCUGGUGUUUGUUGAGACCAAACGUAAGGCGGACGAGAUUGAGAAUAUGCUAAGAAGAGACAGGUACCCGGCAACCUCUAUUCAUGGUGAUCGAUCCCAAUGGGAACGAGAAGAAGCUCUUAAGGCGUUCAAAAGCGGAGAGCUGCCCAUCUUGGUGGCUACUGAUGUUGCCGCCAGAGGUUUGGACAUAAGCCACGUUAACCUCGUUAUUAACUACGAUCUUCCUAAUAACAUUGACGACUACGUCCAUCGUAUCGGAAGGACGGGAAGGGCUGGUAACUUAGGAACAGCUAUAGCUUUCGUUAAUGAGGGUAGCAAGCCCAUCCUUCGGGACCUAUGGACUUUACUUGAAGAGAACAAGCAAGAAAUCCCACAAUGGUUCACAAGUCUAGUACAAGAGACCACUAGUGCUCCUGGACGCUUCGGCAGAGGUGGCAAGGGUAGAGGUGGAGGACGUAGUGGCGGUGGAUUCGCUAGUAGAGAUGUCCGUCAACCUACUGGUCGUGGAGACUUCCAACGAUAUGAGCACAGGAGUGCGGGCUUUCUCGGCAGGCCUGGUGUAGCGCCCCCGGCCCCAGUGGUAAACACUCGCGCUGCAGCGAUGCACCAGAAACCUGCUGUUAGACCGCAAGCGGCUCGAACCGUUACUCCUCCUGAAGACUCGUGGGCUGAUGCUUGGUAACUUCCAAGUCACUGUGAUGUUAUUAUUGAUGCCACUUCUACUGCUGCUGCUGCUCGGUUUUAGUCAUAACUGUCGCCGUGUCUGUCGGUGAAGUCUCCCUCC
Messenger RNA from Perkinsus marinus ATCC 50983, 2172 nucleotides. Its product is annotated as ATP-dependent RNA helicase ded-1, putative. Gene Ontology annotation, molecular function: RNA helicase activity; ATP binding; RNA binding. The transcript has 23 exons. The record is from RefSeq and is a predicted model, not a curated record. Bases 1 to 2070 code for a protein of 689 amino acids. Gene Ontology annotation, cellular component: nucleus. Lineage: Eukaryota; Perkinsozoa; Perkinsida; Perkinsidae.